This is a messenger RNA of Mya arenaria, 1772 nucleotides long. Its product is annotated as G patch domain-containing protein 11-like. Gene Ontology annotation, cellular component: kinetochore. NCBI's taxonomy places the organism in Eukaryota, Metazoa, Mollusca, Bivalvia, Myida, Myidae. The record is from RefSeq and is a predicted model, not a curated record. Gene Ontology annotation, molecular function: nucleic acid binding. Bases 308 to 1183 code for a protein of 291 amino acids. The transcript is spliced from 6 exons.
UCAGUACGCCAAAUAACGUAAUGAACGAAAUAAUCGUAAUGGUUAAAAAUACUGUGCUCAUGAUGCAAAGUUUGUGGUUAAACAAUGUUAAGAUAUAUAACAUUUAAUGAAACAGUUUUAUGCACUAGAAUGAUUUGUGAAAUUACUGUACUAACUAUCAGGGGGUUUAUUUUCGUUAUGUUAAAAUUAAAUAUUAAAAAAUGUCUCUAAAUCGAUAGAGUGUGCUCCCUUGUUUGCAAAGUUGCCACCUAAUUUGUUAAAAACAUCACUUAAAAAAAAAAAAAAUUAGACGAUUAAACCACUUGAAAUGUCGGAUGAUGAAGCUGAUUAUAUGUCGGAUGCUUUCUUAAAACAAAUUCCUGACACCAGGCCCAGUCUUGUUCCAAAACAUGUUGCUAGAAGACUCCAGAAUGAGAGGAGAGAAAAGAUUGCAAAUGAAAAGAAUAAACAAAAACCGAAAACUGUUCUUGAAAAAGAGAAGAGAGAUGAAGGCCUUCAGUCGGCUAUUUCCGAAAAUAACAAAGGGUUUGCCCUUCUUCAAAAAAUGGGAUAUAAACCAGGAAUGGCUCUUGGAAAGUUUGGUGAAGGUCGAAAAGAACCGGUCCAAGUUGAGUUAAAGACAGGACGUGGAGGACUUGGGCGCGAACAGGAUCAGAAAAGAAAACAGGAACAGCGCAUGGUGUGGCGCAAACACCAGAGUGCUAAAAAGCAAAGAAUGGACUCUGAGCGGAAACAGACAUUUGUUAAAAGAAUGAAUGAAAAAAUAGCCACUAGAAAUGUUGGAAAAGAUCUCUAUAACAGUCAGAAAGUUUGUGAGCAGUUAGAUUCUCAACUGGGCAUAACAAGCCCUAAUGAGGCAUUUUUUUGGCCGGAAGCUCUCCUUCCGAAGACAAAUGACACGGAUGAAUGUCCAGAUACCCUCGAAAGUCUAGAGGCCGGGUACAGCGGCUACGUGCAGGACGAGGUGGAAGAGGAAGAAUUGGGUCAUGAGGCUGAGGGUAGUGAAGGGGACGAGGAUGACCCUUACGCUAAUUUUACGGUGGAAGAAAAACUAGAUGUUUUAACACUUUACCUCCGAACCAAACACAAGUACUGCAUUUGGUGUGGAAUUAAAUAUAAUGAUAAUGAAGAUUUGAUGCAGAACUGUCCAGGAAAUUCAGCAGAACUGCAUGAAGACUUGUGACAGAACUAACUCCGUGAAAUAGAAACAUUCAGGACUUGCGUUAUAGGAAAUUUGGAAGUUUAGUGCUCCACAAAAAUGAUCUAAAACAUACGUUAUUUUGGAUGAAACUUUCAAUGUUGGACAUUUGGAAGUUUUAAACAUUAAUACCUGAUGGAGAUGAUCUCAUUUUGAAUUAAAGUAAAUAUGUUUAAAUACUUCUUUUCAUUGAUGUUAAGCCUUAAACAAGCUUAAUCAUCCUUCCAUGUAUUUGAGAAAAAAACACUUCAAAUAUGAACGGUAAAGAAGUUCAAACUUCCAGUUUCAAAUUAUUUAUGGAAACCUGUUAAUGCUGUACAUGUAUGGUCAAAAAUAAAGAAAUGGAUUCUCUGUACACAUAAUCUUUUGAGGGUUUAUUUAUAAAGAAAUAUAUAAUGAUGUUGUCUUGAACAUAUCAACAAUUUAUGUUCUUCAUUCUAUAUAACAUAGACAAUUGCUUUUUGUAAAGCCUUCCUUCAAUAUGCUUGAUAAUGCUCGUAUUUGCAGAUGAGUGUUAUUUGGUGCAUCUUUAGGUCUGUUUUAAAUUAUACAACAUGUAAAAAUGGUAAACUUU